CUCGAGCCUUGGGCGGGAUUUCCGCUGUUAUUCGAAAUCCGGAAGUGUUUUGAAAGAUUGUAGCAGCUUGACACAGCGAGCGCGCGUUUGCGGUGCGUUCGCUUCUGUUUGUGUGUCGCGCGGAGGAUGAGAGCGCGGGAAGGAGGCGCCGAGGGCCGCGUGAGCUGAGUCACCGUGAAUCAUCUAUAUGGGCCAUUUUCUCUCAAGAAAUGGUGACGGCCUGAAGAAGAAAUCACGGAAGCUGCGCAAGAAGAAGAAAAGGAGGAACUGCUUCCUUCAGGGUCCCUGCAUGCUGUGCUUCCUCGGGAGCGUCGAGGACGACUGGCCCUUCGAGAGCGCGGCGGUGUCCAAACUCGUCUCGCUGAACUCGCCCGAGGAGUGCGCCAGGUUCCUCCUCUCUCCGGGAGAGCGGGCCGUUUGGGAGGCUCAGGGUCGCAGUCUGCUCUCCAAGCUGAUCGGGCCCCCGGCGCGCUUCUGUGCCGCGGACGAUUCGGAAAUGGUGUGCAAGCGUAAGUGUGCAGAGCUGCAGCGGUGUACGCCCCGCAAACAGCCUCGCUGUGCCUUCCAGGAGGACAUGGAGAACGGAGAGGAGCGAGGAGACCGCCGCUGCCUCCUUCCUUCACUGCCUUCAUCCUCCUCCUCUUCCUCUCCUUCGGAGGAGGACGGCUCCGGCGCGGGACGGCACACAGAUGCAGGCAGCGCCUCGACUUCUUCCUCCUCCUGCUGCUGUCAGUCGUCUCGAAACGAGAGCUCGGAGGAGACGAAGAGCGCUGAAAACACAGACAUCAACCAGCUGCCGUCCUCUAUACUGCUCAAGGUGUUUUCUCACCUGUCGGUGAAGGAGAGAUGUCUGGGUGCGUCUCUGGUCUGUAAAUACUGGCGCGAUCUCUGCUUAGACUUCCAGUUCUGGAAACAGAUCGACCUCAGCGGCCUCCAGCAGGUUACAGAUGAUCUCCUGGUGAAGAUCGCGUCCCGGAGGCAGAACGUGACUGAGAUCAACAUCUCCGACUGUCGUAACGUUCAGGACCACGGCGUUUGCUCUCUGGCGUCCAGCUGUCCCGGUCUGAUCAAAUACACGGCGUACCGCUGUAAGCAGCUCAGCGAUGUGUCUCUGUGCACCGUGGCCAUCCACUGCCCGCUGCUGCAGAAAGUGCACGCCGGGAACCAGGACAAACUCACUGACCACGCUCUCAGACUGUUGGGGGAACACUGUAAAGAGCUGAAGGAUGUUCAUUUCGGCCAGUGCUACAGCAUCAGUGACGAGGGUCUGGUGGCGCUGGCGCAGGGAUGCAGCAAACUACAGAGGAUCUACAUGCAGGAGAACAAACUGGUGACUGAUAAGUCGGUGCAGGCGUUUGCAGAGAACUGUCCAGAUCUGCAGUUUGUGGGCUUCAUGGGCUGCUCUGUGACGUCUCAGGGCGUAAUUCACCUCACCCGGCUGCAGCACCUGAGCAGUCUGGACCUGCGGCACAUCUCUGAGCUCAACAAUGAGACGGUGAUGGAGGUGGUGAGAAAGUGCAGGAACCUAACCUCCCUCAACCUCUGCCUCAACUGGACCAUCAACGACAGGUGUGUGGAGAUCAUCGCUAAAGAGGGGCGGAGCCUGAAGGAGCUCUAUCUGGUGUCCUGCAAGAUCACCGAUCACGCUCUGAUCUCCAUCGGUCAGUACAGCAGCACCAUUGAGACGGUGGAUGCCGGCUGGUGUAAGGAGAUCACUGAUCAGGGAGCCACUCAGAUCGCCAGGAGCAGCAAGUCUCUGCGGUACCUGGGUCUGAUGCGCUGUGACAAGGUGAACGAGGAGACGGUGGAGAGACUGGUGGUUCAGUAUCCACACAUUGUGUUCAGUACAGUGAUGCAGGACUGUAAGCGCACGCUGGAACGAGCCUAUCAGAUGGGCUGGAGCCCCAACACAUCCACGGCCUCCUAACACACACACACACACACACACAGCACCGCAGAGUCAUUAUCAUCACGAUGCCCUUUAUUCCGCCUUCCAACGAUUAUGCAGCAGAAACAUCGAUAUCAUUUGAUUUGAACACAAAUAUGUUGAUGCACACUUGAGAUGCAGCGCUGCAUUUAUUUGCAUCUGCAACCUACUGAGUCACACUAAACCCAUCAGGAGCUUGCUCUAAAAACCGGAGAAAGAAAUAAGACAUUUUGCAUUUUGAAUGAGGAGAAAAAGUUUUUUCGGACCACAGGAUUUUUGCAUGGGGACAUUUCCCUGCAGCUCUCAUUAUCGUGAAUCAUCUGGACAUGUGUCUUUUCUGAUUUGUUUGUGAUUCUCAUUAUCAUCAGAUGGGAUUUUCAUUGCAUUCUCGUUAUUGAAACACGCUCAUUUUACUACAGUGCAAGGGAAGGUUCGGCAAAUAAAAACUAAAUACAGUACGCAUGAUGUGGAAAUGUUUCAGAUUACGUCGAUUUAUUACUAGAGUUUUUUACUCCGUAUUUUUGUCUUGCUUCACAGUUCUUAAGAGAAAUUACUUUAAAAAAAUUCUGGGAAAAAAAUUAAUGCAUAGUUUAAAACAAGAAAAUAUAUCUAGCACUAAAAAAAAAAUAAUAAUAAUUAUAAUAAAAAAUAAAGGCGUUUUAUUUUUCCAGACCCCACUUGCAGUUUUUUUUUUUUUUUUUUUUCGUUUUAAGCAUAAAGUCGCUUAAUUUUUACAUUUUUUAGUUUUUUUCAAACAGUGUACUUGAUCUUUUUUGGUAAUUAUAUCUUGAUUUAGUAAUGUUCAAAUAUUUGAAGAAAAAAAGAAACAAGAAUAGCAAGACGUUUUUGCAUUGCAAGAAUGAAACGUUGAGGAUAAAUGUGCAUUUAAUUAAUAGUAACAAUAAUGUUGCAAUGAAAAAAAAAUGUUCAAAAUAAUGUCUUCUUUCUUUCUAGUUAGUGUGUGUGACUGUGACUCCUGUCAUGUGUGUUCCUGACUGGUUUGGUGCGGUUCUCCUCUUCAGACUGGAGUUCCUCUCUCAUGAGGAGUUUGACGGCGUGAUGUUGAAGCUCUGAUCUAGAUGUAGACGUUUCUCUUGUGAAUCUGUAAUCUUGUGGUCUGGAGUCUGUAAACUGAUAUACAGUAUGAGGUGGUUUGGUUUUUCCAGGUAUAUCCAGCAUAUGGAUUGUUUUUGCAUAACCUAUGAAUAUUUAAGGAUGUAGUGUCCUGCAGUGUGUGUGAGAUUCGGUGGAGAGGUUAGUUAGCUGGUUAGUUCACUCAUCUAGCCGUCCUAGAGUAUUUUUAUACUGUCUUAGGAGGAAGAGUUUAGUUACAGUCUUGAUCUUUUACUGUACUCUGGGGAUUUGAGUCAAUUAAAAACUAUUCUAUUUCA
Messenger RNA from Carassius gibelio (silver crucian carp), 3318 nucleotides. RefSeq names its product F-box/LRR-repeat protein 17-like. The coding region runs from base 188 to 1927 and encodes 579 amino acids. Lineage: Eukaryota; Metazoa; Chordata; Actinopteri; Cypriniformes; Cyprinidae. The record is from RefSeq and is a predicted model, not a curated record. Gene Ontology annotation, molecular function: protein binding. Gene Ontology annotation, biological process: SCF-dependent proteasomal ubiquitin-dependent protein catabolic process. Gene Ontology annotation, cellular component: SCF ubiquitin ligase complex. The transcript has 10 exons.